CUGUUGAUAAUCCACCAUCUACUAUAAUAUCUUCGUCAAAUAAAUUGUUGAGUCAACAGCAACCUCAAUCAAGUGGUAUACCGAAUUUUGAUAUGACAUUAGAUGAUCUAUUUGCCAAUACUCAAGUAUCACCACCACUAGAGGGAACAGAUUCAUUUUUACUUGAACAAUUACAACAACAAUUAGAUGCAACAGAUGAAGAACUAAUUCAAGCAUCUAUGAAUCUAGAAUCAUCGAGAACAAUAUUUUCAGACGAUACUGUGAGUGAUGAUGAAUUAAUGCAAGUAACAAAUCAAGAUGAAAAUAGACAAUGCAAGAAUCCAAGUCCAAUACUAUCAUUAAAAAAACAGAUCACACCACCACAAAUACAAGUAUUAACACCAAAACAAACAAAUUCACUAACGCCAAAGCCAAGUUUACCAUUAUUUGAAUUAGAAUUCAAUCUGGAUGAUUUUGAUAUUGAAGAAGAUGAAGAAGAAACGGGUGAUAUUAAUAAUAACCUCAAUACGUAA
Messenger RNA from Didymodactylos carnosus, 512 nucleotides. The record is from the annotation of a GenBank genome assembly. NCBI's taxonomy places the organism in Eukaryota, Metazoa, Rotifera, Eurotatoria, Philodinida, Philodinidae.